Pelodiscus sinensis (Chinese soft-shelled turtle) is the source of this 987-nucleotide messenger RNA. Its product is annotated as olfactory receptor 11H6-like. Gene Ontology annotation, cellular component: membrane. Gene Ontology annotation, biological process: G protein-coupled receptor signaling pathway. The record is from RefSeq and is a predicted model, not a curated record. NCBI's taxonomy places the organism in Eukaryota, Metazoa, Chordata, Testudines, Trionychidae. Gene Ontology annotation, molecular function: G protein-coupled receptor activity; olfactory receptor activity.
AUGGUGUCCUUAGCUCUGGACGAAUUCAAGGGCCCUCCGAAAAAUCUGGCCAACAUCACCACCCCAGGGACCAAGUUUAUCCUGCUGGGUUUCACCACCUUGGACCGCCAGAGCCGUGCGCUCACCUCGGUCUUUCUUUCCUCGGCGUACGCCGGGACACUAGCCGGCAACCUCUGCAUCGUGUGGGCCGUGCUGCGGGACCCCCGCCUCCAGCGCCUGCCCAUGUACAUCCUGCUGGGGAACUUCUCCUGGCUGGAGGUGUGCUACAUCACCACCACGGUGCCACGGAUGCUCUGCGAUUUGCUGUCCCCCGGCCUCCCCAUCUCCUUCCACGCCUGCUUCGUGCAGGUCUACUUCUUCAUCUCGAUGGGGGCCAUCGAAUGCCUCCUUCUCGCAGCCAUGGCCUGGGACAGGUACCUGGCCAUCUGCCACCCUCUACGCUACCCUGUCCUCAUGUCCCUACGCCGAUGCUGGGUGCUGGCCUCCUCUUGCUGGCUCACCGGCUUCCUGUGUCUUAUAACGCCCAUCGUCCUCAUCUCCCGGCUCUCCUUCUGCAGCCCCUACACCCUGGACCAUAUUGUCUGUGACCCAGGCCCGUUGCUUGCAGCCUCGUGCACCCCAGAUCCCCGGACGGAACAGGUCUGUUCUGCCACAAGCUCCCUCCUGAUCUUCACCACCUUCCUCCUCACCCUGACCUCCUACGGGCGGAUCCUCAAGGCCGUGAUGCGGCUGCCCACAUGGCCCGAGCGACGCAAGGCCUUCUCCACCUGCUCCUCCCACCUGGUCAUCGUGGGCCUGUUUUACGGAGCCGGCGCGGCCAACUACGUCAUCCCGGCGGCGGCGGGGGCCAGCGGGAAGGUGGUGACACUGGUCUACGUGGUGGGGACCCCGCUGCUCAACCCGCUGAUCUACAGCCUGAGGAACAAGGAGAUGAAGGCAGCCCUGAGGAGGAUCCUGAUGGGGGAGAAGCAGGGGGUUCGGCUGUGA